AUGCCAAAUUUAGGUAGUUACUGGAGCACCAAACAUAGAUAUAAAAACAAUGUGGCACAAAAAACAAUGUCUAGAAAUCGCUUCGAAUUACUUCUAAGAUUUUGGCACUUUUCAGACAAUAAAAAAGCCCCUGAAGGUGAUCGUAUUUAUAAAAUACAUAAUAUAAUUGAUAAAAUUGUAAACCGUUUUCAAAAUGUAAUGGAACCAGGCGAGGUAUUGGCCGUUGAUGAGACUAUGGUACCUUUUCGUGGCAGAUUAUUAUUUAGACAAUAUAUACCAGGGAAAGCUCAUAAGUACGAUGUAAAAUUGUUUAAACUUUGCGGAACAAAUGGUUAUACUUAUAACGUUCAAGUUUAUGGAGGAAAGAGUCAAGUGGAUGGAAAGAGAUUGGGUUGUAGAGUUGUUCUAGAUCUAAGUAGAAGGUAUUUAAACAUGGGACGUACAAUGGUCACGGAUAAUUUUUACACUUCAAUUACACUUGCAAACGAACUUUUAACUAAUGAUACACACCUAGUUGGAACUCUGCGAUCAAAUAGAGUAAAAUUACCUGAAAUAACAAAAAAAAAGUGA
Rhopalosiphum padi (bird cherry-oat aphid) is the source of this 570-nucleotide messenger RNA. Its product is annotated as piggyBac transposable element-derived protein 4-like. The transcript has a single exon. The record is from RefSeq and is a predicted model, not a curated record. Bases 1 to 570 code for a protein of 189 amino acids. NCBI's taxonomy places the organism in Eukaryota, Metazoa, Arthropoda, Insecta, Hemiptera, Aphididae.